AUGGUUGUACAAUGGGUACCCAAGGAAAAUGAAGCAGAGGAGAACAUGCAGUGCCAAAAAAGCAUAUUCGUGUGGAACAUGAUUGUGGCUCAAGGUGUCGAAUCCAGCUGCUUGAUGGGUCAACUCAGUGAUGAAGACAGUAAGGAGCUGCCCAUCAUUUUCAACAAUAAUAAUAUAAGCAGCCCAUCAUCAUGUAGGAGUACCUCAACCUCAACCUCAACCUCAGGGCUUGUGUUUCCGCGUAACAAGACAUGCUUGUCCUCAGUUAACAUGGUCAACGUUACCGAUUACUAUGUUGGUCUUCGUCUAUUUAUUAAGCCCGGAGACGAGCUGCCGAUCCGACUGCACCAUCCUGCACGGCUCGUCUUUCCGCGAAACCACACAGGCUUGUCCUCCAUUAAGAUUGUCAACAUCACCGAUUACUACGUUGGUUUUCGUAUAUUAUGGUGGCCGGAUUCGGCCGUGUCCUACCAUACACUUAGUAAAUUCGGAAUUUUGGCACCACGGUCUGCUCAAAGACUCGUCCUAGCAAGGCUAAUAAUAAAUGACAAGCAACCAGAAGAAAAGGAGCUCUUUAUCUGGAAUGCCAUUGUCAGUGACGGCAUCAAAGUCAGCGACCUGAAUUGUUCCAUGUCUUGCAACAUACAACAGAGUAUCGAGUUGCCCUUAAUUUUUGAUAAGGUAACUUCACCAACAUCACUUGUGCUGAUCAAGUUUGAACCCUCUCAAGUCUGCUUCCCCUUCCUGCCGACCAAACGUUUGUUCUCUUCAAUUAAGAUAGUCAACAUUACAGAUUAUCACAUUGGUUUCAAUACACAAGUGGAGGAAACAAAUGUGGCCUUGUACAUCAUGGAACCACCGUGUGGAAUCCUGCCACCACGGUCAACACAAGAACUGGUGGUAACAAGGGUCGCCAAGGAAGAUGCACCUCAACUGGAAGACAUACGGUGCAAAGAUAAAUACUUUGUGUGGAGCUGCUUUGUGGCUCAAGAUGUCAACGUCGGCGACCUCAUAGGAUAUAUGCCCGAAAAUGAGAGAAAGGAGUUGCCCAUAGUUUUUAGGGAGACAAGCUCAAACGAGUUGGUUCAGUUUGAUCCUUCCGACCUCAGCUUUCCCCUGUUGCCAAACCAGAGAGUCUUGUCGUCAACUAAGAUAGUCAAUAUUACAGAUCAGUACAUCGGUUUCAGAGUAUGCACCAAGAUAAGCAAUUCAGCAAGGAUAGCAGAGGAAAAGGAACUAGAAGACACUCAGUGCAACGAAAAGUUUUUGGUGUGGAACGGCAUUGUGACUGAAGAUGCGAAAGCUAGCGAUGUUAUUGAUAACAUGUCCGAGACAAAGUGUACCGAGUUGCCCAUUGUUCUUACACAGCAGACAAGUUCAUCUAUCUCAGAGGAGUUGAUCCAAUUUGAUCCACCAGAACUUCACUUUCCCAUUUUGCCAAACAAGAAGGUGUUGUCCUCAAUUAAGAUAGUGAACCUUACGGAUUACAAUGUUGGUUUCAAUACAUAUAGCAGGACAACAAGUGUGGCAUGGUACCACACAGAGCCACCGAGAGGAAUCCUACCACCACGAUCCACACAAAAACUUAUGGUAACAAGAGAAGAAAAGGAAGAUGCAUUAAAAUAUAAGCAGUUCAAUGAUAAGUACUCUGUGUGGACAGGCAUUGUAUCCGAAUGUGUCAAAGACAGCGAGCUUAGUGAUUGCAUGGCUGAACAAGAGAGCAAAGAGUUGCCCAUUGUUCUUGACAAGAUAAACUCACUAACCUCAGAUGAGCUGGUCCAGUUGGAUCCCGCUGAGCUCUGCAUGCCCCACUGGCCAAACAAGGAAAUGAAGUUCAUAGUAAAUGUAGUCAACACUACAGAUUUCUACGUUGCUUUCAAUGUAUAUAUCAUCCGCAGGAAUGCAGCGCGGGACAAGAGAACUGCAGCUGGAGCAUCGAAAGUAAUCCUGCCACCACGAUCAACUGAAAGAAGAAUACUACAUUGGAUAAUUGAUGAGACCGAGGAGCCUGUAGAAGAUUUCUUUGUGUGGAGCCGUGUUGUGACUGAGGGUGUCGAUAGCAGGGACAUCACUGGUUACAUGGUUGAGGAAGAGAGUAAGAAACUGCUCUUUAUUGUUAAUAAUAAGGUGAGUAUCUCAAAGGAGCUGAUCCAGUUUGACCCACCAGAGCUGAGCCUCCCCUUGAUGAUGAUGCCAAACAAGCCCUUGCUGUUUUCAGUUAAUAUAGUCAACAGUACAGACUACUAUGUUGGUUUUGAUAAAUAUAACCCGCAAACAAAUGUGGCCUGGUACUACACAAAACCUGCGGGUGGAGUUAUGCCACCACGGGCCACUCAAAGACUGACAAGCAACUUAUGCACCUCAGACGAGUUGAUUCAGCUUGAUCCUCCACAGCUCCCCUUCACCUUCGUUCCCAACAUGAGGGUGUCCAUGUUGCGCUUGCUUAAAAUUGUCAAUGUUACACAUCACAUUGUCGGUUUCAGCGCAUGGCCUCAUGAAGACAAUUCUGCGUCCUACACAAUCGAACCGGAUGCAGGGAUCCUGCAACCACACUCCAUGCAAGCAAUCAAGGUAAGAAGGACACCAAAGAAAAAUGAAACGGAAGGCAUACAGUGCAAAGACAAGAUUUUUGUGUGGAAUGGAAUUGUGACUGAAGGUGUCCAAGUUAGUGAUGUCGGUAUAUGCUGGAAGAAUGACGAUAAAGAGUUGCCCAUUAUUCUUACCAAGGUGAGUUUUCCAGUUAAUUUGUCAGUCUUAAGUGUCGAUUUACCCCUGUCAGUUCCAAUAACAAUAAUCCCAUUGGGAAUCGCUAAUGAGUUCAAAUUUGAACUAAAACUUAGGUACAGAUACAACUAUUAUGUCAGACAAGAAUUUAAGUAUAACUUAGGUACAAAUACAACUACUAUUACGCUAAUUGAUACAGCUAAUAACUAUGUUGACAGCCUGGAGAAAGCAGUUCAAGGUAGGAUCGGGAUGGUCAGCUAA
Molecule: messenger RNA, 2985 nt
Organism: Triticum turgidum subsp. durum (durum wheat)
Lineage: Eukaryota; Viridiplantae; Streptophyta; Magnoliopsida; Poales; Poaceae
Source: the annotation of a GenBank genome assembly